AAUUACAAUUAAGUUUAUAGAGAAGCAAUCUCAGAAUUUCACUUUCCGUGUAGAGAGGAGAUACCAAUUCAGAAUUGGCUUCAAAGUUUGAAUUUUUAACGCACCAGAAAACCAGAGGUUCAGAAUUGAGGACUCAGAAAUUAGGAUUCACGAUGGGUCAAAUUGAAAGCGCAGAAGCUGCGGCGGAGACUCAAACCACCAUCAUCACCACCGACACCUCCAAACCAACUUCCUUGGAAUCCGCGCUCGCAGAAGCUGCAGAAUAUGGAAGUCAACAUACUGAGUCCAUCGAGGCAAUGGCUCAGAAAGCUCUCGAAUGCCCCUGCAUUGCUGAUUUGCGAACUGGUUCCUGUGGCUCUCAGUUCUCAGAGGCAUUUCUGUGUUUUCUCAAGAGUACCUCUGAAGAAAAGGGCUCAGACUGCGUACACCCGUUCAUUGCUCUGCAGAGCUGCAUCAAGGCCAAUCCAGAUGCAUUCUCUAAGGACAUUUUAGGCGAAGAAGAAAGCAAUGAGUUGGGGCCAGUCCUAGAAUAUGAAAUACUUCCUCCCAGAUGGGCUAAGGAAUCUGAAAGACCAAAAUCCAAUCUUUAAGGGAAAAGUUGGACUCUCGUUCGGCAACUUCUUGGAGAAGGUUGUGUUAGAUUAAUAAUGAAUUUGUAUUAGUGUUGCCUGCUUAGAAAAGUGACAUGAUGUAUCUCUUCCACAAAAUGCUUCAUCUCGUGCAAUGGCUUUAUACCACAAAAUAUAAUUUAUUUUCUAUAUA
This is a messenger RNA of Vigna angularis (adzuki bean), 762 nucleotides long. RefSeq names its product mitochondrial intermembrane space import and assembly protein 40 homolog. The transcript has 4 exons. Gene Ontology annotation, cellular component: mitochondrial intermembrane space. Gene Ontology annotation, biological process: protein import into mitochondrial intermembrane space. Lineage: Eukaryota; Viridiplantae; Streptophyta; Magnoliopsida; Fabales; Fabaceae. The record is from RefSeq and is a predicted model, not a curated record. Bases 153 to 590 code for a protein of 145 amino acids. Gene Ontology annotation, molecular function: protein-disulfide reductase activity.